AUGUCCAUCUCUGCGGACGCCGAGAAAUCGCAGAACGAGAAGUCGGAAACUCCCAGGCAGAUCGGAACACCGGAAGAUAUUCUGGGCAACGAUGAUGCGAUUACAGAAGAAGCUGCAACAUUGGCAGGAUGGAAGCUUUUGGCUAUUUCCUUCUCGGUCAUUCUUAGCAUCUUUCUGGCUUCACUUGAUCUGACGAUCGUUGCUACCGUAAUAUCCUACCUCACCAGCGAGUUCUAUGCUCUCGAUGAUGUCGCCUGGUACAGCUCAGUCUUACUCUUGACUGUAGCCACAACUCAAGGAAUCUGGGGCAAAGCUUUCAAAUACUUCGACAUCAAAUUGAUCUACCUUCUUAGCAUCUUCACCUUUGAAUUGGGAAGCCUGGUUUGCGCUGUGGCGCCUAAUAGUUCGACAUUCAUUGCAGGUCGCGCCAUAACGGGACUUGGAGCCGCUGGCACAUUUUCUGGAUCAUAUAUUGUAAUUGGUGUCUCUGCCCCAGCCAAGCAGCGACCAGCUCUCACAGGCCUCUUCUUUUACAUCAAUCUACCUUGUGGUGGAGUAGCAGCAGCUUUUGUGCUCAUGUUUCUUCGCAUACCUUCGAAUAUCAAGGUUACGGGAGUGUCGUUCAAGGAGAAGGUUCUGCAGAUGGAUUUUCCUGGGGUAGCACUGAGUAUUGGCGCUAUGCUCUGCUAUAUGUUUGCGUUGCAAUGGGGCGGUACUACGAAGCCAUGGGUUUCUGCAGAUGUGGUGGGCACGUUGGUUGGCUUUGUCGUAUUAGCUUUGGCUUUUAUUAUCCGCGAGUAUUACCAAGGGGACAGAGCCUUCCUCCCGAGAAGUGUUCUCAAGAACCGAAUGAUAGUUUUGGUGGCUCUGUACUGUUUCUUUCUUGCUGGUGUGUUUUAUAUAUUUCUUUUUCUCUUACCAGUAUAUUUCCAGGCGGUCAAAGGGACAGAUGUAAUCGAAUCGGGCAUUCGACAAGUUCCACUCAUUCUCUCCAUCACUCUGCUCCAAAUCAUAGUGGGCACUGUCAUUAGCGUUACUAGCCACUUUAACAUCUUCAUCAUUCUGUCCAGAAUCUUAAGUACAGUUGCCUCCGGUCUUUGGAUCAGUGUUUCCGCGGAUGCUGGCCAUAGCGUAUGGAUCGGAUAUCAAGUCCUCGCUGGGAUCGGCAUAGGCGCGGGCCUCACGGUUCCCAUCAUCGUUACACAAGCUAUCAUGGACCCUCAAGACAUAGCUCUUGCUACAGCAGUCGUAAUCUUUGGUCAAUCCACUGGCGGUACGAUAAUCCUGCCAGCAGCAACAUCAAUUUUCCAAAACAUUCUUCUCAAAACCCUCUCCAGAACGGCUCCUUCCAUCCCAGCUGCACAGAUCGUUGCUGUCGGAGCAACUAACUUACAAUCCAAAUUCACAGCCGCGCAACUACCAGGCAUCCGAGCGGCGUAUAUCAAAGGUCUACACGAUGCAUUUAUUUUGUCUGCUGCACUCUCGGCUAUGUCGUUGAUUCUUGCGUGCUGCUUCCCCUGGAGGAAUCUGAGGAAGAAGAAGGAAGUUGAAGACACAAAUGGAGUUAACGAGAGAAGGAGUGCCAUCAAUGAUUCGCCUGCUAAGGAAGCUUAA
Molecule: messenger RNA, 1614 nt
Organism: Mollisia scopiformis
Lineage: Eukaryota; Fungi; Ascomycota; Leotiomycetes; Helotiales; Mollisiaceae
Product: putative gliotoxin efflux pump
Exons: 8
Coding region: 1-1614 (537 amino acids)
Biological process (GO): transmembrane transport
Molecular function (GO): transmembrane transporter activity
Source: RefSeq, a predicted model, not a curated record